Phragmites australis (common reed) is the source of this 1721-nucleotide messenger RNA. Its product is annotated as zinc transporter 4-like. Lineage: Eukaryota; Viridiplantae; Streptophyta; Magnoliopsida; Poales; Poaceae. The record is from RefSeq and is a predicted model, not a curated record. Gene Ontology annotation, cellular component: plasma membrane. Gene Ontology annotation, molecular function: zinc ion transmembrane transporter activity. The coding region runs from base 95 to 1240 and encodes 381 amino acids. The transcript is spliced from 3 exons. Gene Ontology annotation, biological process: zinc ion transmembrane transport.
GCAGGAAUGAGCUCACGAUGUCACCACACUCCCAGCGCUUAUAAAGCCAAGCGCGCGCACGACGCCGCCUCACUCCCUCCCGCCCUCUCUCGCCAUGGACGCCGCGCGAACUCGGCUUCUUUCGUGGUGGGCGUGGCUUGCGGCGCUGGCCCUCCUCCUCCUGGUGACGCCUGGGGUGGGAGCGGCGGAGGGGUGCGAGUGCGGCGGCGCGGCGGCGGAGAUCAAGGAGGAGGACGCGCGCGGGGCGCUGCGGCUCAAGCUCAUCGCCGUGGCGUCCAUCCUGGCGGCGGGCGCGGCGGGGGUGCUGGUCCCCGUCCUGGGCCGCUCGGCCGCCGCGCUGCGGCCCGACGGCGACGUCUUCUUCGCCGUCAAGGCGUUCGCGGCGGGAGUUAUCCUCGCCACCGGCAUGGUGCACAUCAUGCCCGCCGCGUUCGACGCGCUCGCGCCCCACUGCGGCGGGGGCGGCGCCAGGGUCGGCGGGUUCCCCUACGCGGGGCUCGUCGCCAUGUGGUCGGCCAUGGCCACCAUGAUGGUCGACUCCGUAGCCGCCGGGUACUACCAGCGCUCGCACUUCAGGAAGGCGCGCCCCGUCGACGACACCGCCGACGGGCAGGGCCGCUCGGCGGCGGACGAGGAGGGCGCCGCCGAGCACGUGGGCCACGUGCACGUGCACACGCACGCGACGCACGGGCACGCGCACGGCCAUGGUGGGCCGGCCGCCGCCGGCUCUCCGGCGGAGGAUGCCUCCGUCGCCGUGUCGAUCAGGCACAGGGUGGUCUCUCAGGUUCUGGAGCUGGGGAUCCUGGUGCACUCGGUGAUCAUUGGCGUGUCCUUAGGCGCGUCGUUGAGGCCGUCGACGAUCAGGCCCCUCGUCGGAGCCCUCAGCUUCCACCAGUUCUUCGAGGGCGUAGGCCUCGGCGGCUGCAUUGUUCAGGCAAAUUUCAAGGCGAGAGCGACCGUGAUCAUGGCGACCUUCUUCUCCCUCACCGCUCCCAUGGGCAUCGCGCUGGGGAUCGCAAUCACAUCCAGCUACAGCAAGCACAGCUCUACCGCCCUCGUUGUCGAGGGGAUCUUCAACUCAGCCGCGGCAGGAAUUUUGAUCUACAUGUCCCUGGUAGAUCUCCUAGCAGCAGAUUUCAACAACCCGAAGCUACAAACGAAUAUGAAGCUUCAGCUGGCAACAUACCUCUCCCUCUUCCUCGGCGCAGGUCUGAUGUCCUUGCUUGCCAAAUGGGCAUAGAUAGAUACUUCUUCAGAGCAACUGAGGGCUGUAAUUCUGCGCGUUGUCGUUGCUAAAGACCCGGAACUCGGUUUAUCAUCGGCGGGGUUGUUUUUUUCAUAGAAUUACUGCAUCACUUUCUGUAGGAGCUCCAUCAAUCAGAUUUUGAGCACAGGAAGGUAAAAAGAAGGUCUGAAUGUGACCAAAUUCUAGAGUUGAAAGAAAUUGCUAAAGGAGGCAAAAGUUGAGGACAAAAGGCUGAAUCUUGCCAAAUGGUGUGCUUCCACGAGGAUGGCACCAAUCUAAGUAUUGAGGAAUCAAGUGGUAGUGGAGAUAGUUGUUCUUGAAUUGAUCUUUGGGGUUACAGAUUUGUAAGAAGACCGACUUCCUUUUGGAGUCAACGGCAAUGUACAGAUUGUUAGCCAGUCUGCUCCUUUUUGCAGGACUAGAAUUCCGGGGAGUUUGUUCACUGAAGAAUUUAUAAAAACCCCAGCAUGAUAUC